GCAGUCUUUAAAGAGACGCAAAGAAACAAACCAUGAAGCUACAGCCACAAUAACGACGUGGAUUUUAAGGGUUUUUAUUCCGGUUUUUUUACGGUUUCCUUUAAACUGAACGGUCCGGGUUGCAGGAGUAAAACAACCCACCACGGUCCCGUCCACCAGAAUGAACGCGUCUCCAGGAUAAAGUGAACCAUGUCUCCUGUUGUUUACCUGUCUCUUCUGCUGGUGUGGUCGUGUCACCAGCAGGUCACCUCGGGCUCCCAUGUCCGCAGGAAGCAGCCUGUUGUUGGAUUAACCGGGCGAUCUUCUUCAAACAACACACAAACCAUGAUGUUUCAAGGCAGCAACGAUGAGUGCGACCUUGUGAUGAACCUCAGUGCUGCAGACCGAUGUGCAUUUGUGAAGAACACACUGGACUGUAACAUGGAAGAUGGCUUCAUCAACUACCUUCAUGUGGCCUUCUGUCUGCUUCCUCCCAACCUCACACCUCUCACCAUGACUCUCUGUAUCAUAUGGCUGCUCUUUCUGUUUAUCAUUCUCGGACUCACAGCGUCUAAGUUUUUCUGUCCCAACCUGUCAGCCAUCUCUACCAGUCUGCACCUCACUCACAAUGUGGCUGGUGUGACGUUUCUGGCUCUUGGUAAUGGAGCUCCUGACGUCUUCAGUGCCAUCGCAGCUUUCUCCCACCCACACACCGCUGGGCUGGCUGUCGGAGCCUUGUUUGGAGCUGGUAUAUUUGUCACCACAGUAGUUGCAGGCAGCGUGGCGCUGGUGAAGCCUUUCGCUGUGGCCUCCCGUCCAUUUCUGCGUGACGUCAUCUUCUACAUGGUGGCAGUGUUUUGGACUUUCCUCAUGUUGUACAGACGAACCACGACACUUGGAGAAAUACUGGGGUACCUAGGUCUCUAUGUGGUGUAUGUAUUGACUGUUAUUAUCAGUGCGUACAUCUACAACCGGCAGAAACAUUCGAGGACUUCCAGUGUCCGGAGCGCUGCACAUAAUCCAGAGCUUCACUCGUCCGAAUCAUCGGAUGAUGAAGACGUCCCCUGCCCGACUGGAGGGAGCAUCCAACAGGAGUAUGAGUCAGAGUACAGGCCACUUCUACCUUACUCUGAGUCCACAAGUCAGAUCCUGCUAAACUCUCUGAACCCGGUGGACAACAGGAAGUGGAGGAGGAAAUCAUGGAGCUGGAGAGUACUCAAAGUACUGAAGACACCUCUAGAGUUCCUGCUGCUGCUCUGCAUCCCUGUGGUCGACCCUGAUAAAGAAGACAGGAACUGGAGACGCCCACUGAACUGUUGUCAUCUGAUCACUGCUCCUCUGGUGUGUGUGCUCACCUUUCGGUCAGGAAUAUAUGGAAAUUAUAUCAUCCAAGGGCAGUUUCCCCUCUGGCUGCUGAUGCUUCUGCUGGGACUUUUCCUGUCUGCUAUUGUGUUCUGCACUACCACUAAUGACUCUCCUCCCAGAUAUCAUCCACUGUUUGCUCUGUUGGGCUUUGUGGUGAGUGCAGUGUUGAUCAGUGCAGCGGCCUCUGAAGUGGUCAGUCUUCUGCACAUGCUCGGCGUGGUGCUGCGUCUCAGCAACACUGUGCUGGGGCUGACUUUGUUGGCCUGGGGCAACAGCAUAGGAGACUGUUUCUCUGACAUCACCAUAGCCCGGCAGGGUUACCCACGAAUGGCCAUAUCUGCCUGCUUUGGAGGCAUCAUUUUCAACAUGCUGUUUGGAGUGGGUAUAGGAUGUCUGGUGCAGAUGGUUAGCACACACUCUGAUGUGCAGUUUGAAUCGGAGGGUUUGCUGAUGUGGGUUCUUGCAGGAUCUCUGGGUUUGUCUUUGGUCCUGUCCUUCGUCAUUGUUCCACUGUGCCGGUUCCACUUGGAUCGGCGAUAUGGGAUCUUCCUCCUCGUCUUCUACGCCAUCUUCCUUCUCAUUGCACUGCUCACGGAGUUUGGUCAGAUCCACUUUGUGUAGAUUCGAAUCUCAGGCCCGUCUGAGAUGAAGGACGUCCUCUUAUGAAGCAAAAUGACACAGUGGAACUUCACCCUCCUCUAUGCAUAAUUUUAAUACACUAUUUAUACAACAAUCAACAGCACUUUGUGCACUUGCCUUUUAGCAAAGGCCAUCCGAAACCAAGCAGGCAAAUGAAUGACGACCAGACUUUUCUGCUCAGGGAGAGCUAAAACCUUUACACUGUGCCUUCAUUCAACUUCUUCUUCUUUGUGAUGACUGGAGCUGACAUGGCACUUUGUGACGAAAUGUAUACUUUUAAACAUUGUGAAUGAACUAAAUGUACUGUAAAACAUGUUAAAAUGACCUUGUACAAAGCUGCUUCUAAAGGCAUUAAAUCAUUUUGGUAUUUGUUUUUA
Molecule: messenger RNA, 2360 nt
Organism: Anarrhichthys ocellatus (wolf-eel)
Lineage: Eukaryota; Metazoa; Chordata; Actinopteri; Perciformes; Anarhichadidae
Gene: slc8b1
Product: solute carrier family 8 member B1
Exons: 15
Coding region: 190-1965 (591 amino acids)
Biological process (GO): calcium export from the mitochondrion; intracellular calcium ion homeostasis
Cellular component (GO): membrane
Molecular function (GO): calcium:sodium antiporter activity
Source: RefSeq, a predicted model, not a curated record